CUUUAUGAGACUAUGGAGGCUGAGAAGUCCCAUGAUCUGGCAUCUGCAAGCUGGAGACCCAGGAAAACUCAGUCUGAGUCCAAAGGUCCGAGAAGGAGGAAAGCUGUUGGUGUAAAUCCCAGAAUGAGGGCCAGAGAAGAUGAGAUGACAUAUCCCACCUCAAUCAUAGAUGCGGGGGGAAAAAAGAGGGGUGGGCCAAUUCCUCUUAACUCUGGCUUUUGUUCUAAAAGAGAAAUCAAUACCUAGAACACAAUACCAUUUAUGUAAAUCCAUACCACGAGACGUUUCUCGCGGAUAAACAUUUGCAUGUAUACAAGCACAUUUGGUAAGCCAUGCAGUGGGAGCUCCUAUGGAGCAGACGAAAAGGGCAGUGUGGACAGAGGUAAAAAAAUAAACAAUAGAACAAGAGAGGGCACCUGACAAGUCUGGGAUGACGACCUGCCAUGAGCAGCAGGGACAGAGAGCACAUUUUGGAGUGAGAUGGACAGAGAUGGACAUCUACUCGAAUCCCAGCUCUAUCACCUUGGUUACUAAUAAUCCUUCCUCAAAGGCCCCUUGUUGGAAUUAACUGCAGGAAUAUGGUGUCUGCCGUGGGCUCGGGUGCUCCCGGCUCCAGCACUCACUGCGAGUGAGCUGGGGCCACCAGGGCAGCAGCAGCAACGGCACGGUCACCAUCACUGAAAACAUUUUAGUCAUCUGAAUUCUUAGCUUGUCCACAAAUUAUGUCAUGAUAGGCCUCCAAGAAUUACUCAGGUAACGAGUGAUAAUUGCUACAUUUCUCUGCAUGGCAAAGGGGUGAAGAAUUAGAAAUUCUGCAGGGAAAAGCCUUGGAUGGAGAAAAAGAUCCAACUUGGGGAAAAUGCAGCCCAGAAGAAAGCCCAGAAUAAAGAUAUGUUGGGUGGGAGAUUUUUCAAGCCAGAUUCUGAGCAGUGUAUGAUAGGAACCGUCUGGAUGAGUCUAGAGAUUUUCAGGAAGACCAUACGGCUCAUGAAUAUUUGGUGUAAUCAGGUUUCUUGUGGAAUCUGGUGAAGAGGCUGAGAUCUGUGUUCUGAGUCAUAAGAAGCCAAAAUAAGACUGCUUGUGCAGAGCAAGAGACUGCUGACAGGGGCAUCGCGUUCUUACCGUAGAGGCGGUGGCCUGGGGCAGAAGUCAGUCAGUCUCCUGGGGCAUGAUGUGGGGAGGCCAUGGAUGAUGUGAGGGGCCCACACAGGCCCUGGAGGAGGAGUCAGUCAGGGUGUGGGGAACCUGGCAGUAUUGCCUAGCCCAGGCACCCCUAAAGCAGGCAGUUUAUAAAUCUCUGUUCCUACUAUUUAGUUCCUCUCUCCCUCCUUCCCUCCUGAGCCCCUUAUCAAGUACCUCCCUACUUUUCAGACCCAUAUGACUAUCUGUCUUUUAUCAAAACCUGCUGUCAAACGGGACCUGAAAUGGCCAGCAUACCUUAAAUGACCAAUCACAUUUCCCCAAGAGGCAUUUGCACUUUUAACAAAAACAGGCAUAUUAAGAGAAACUAUGAGGGAAUUCUCUGAGUGGCGCUUUGGCCACCAGCAAGCAAGAGGGGGGAGACUGUGUUUGAAAGAGUUGACAGCGUCUGAUAGUCCUUUUCCUCCCUGCCAAAGUUCCAGAGGAAGGAGGUGCCCAGGACUAUAAGAGCACGGUGAGGACAGGAGACGGUCCAAGGAGACAUACAAUCAGCUUGGAAAAUUCAUUAAGUAUUUACAUGAGAAUUCAGGUUCCCCAUUGCUUAGGGUAUGAUCACAUGGCUCUCAAAGCACAGGAAGAAGAGCUGGGAGGUCAGAUCUGAGAAGUCUCUGAGGGGCUGAGGCAGUGACUUCUCUGCCCCAGGUAAGGAGUCCUGGCACUGGGGCAUGGCUGGGGGAGGCUUGCAGGGAUGGUUAGAGGGAAGGAAGGCACAAGUGUGUGGAGAUGCCAUAGGGUAAGAUCACUGGGGUGGGUAGAAAAAACUUUCUCAUUUCUGAGGGCUUAAGUUUUAAGGAAAGGAGAAAAGGGGAAACACAUUGCAUUUCCCUUCUUAGCUGGAACUUUGGAAGACAGUGACACAGAAGGUGUUUGGCGAGUCAUACCCUUCUGUCCACUCAUCUGUGGGGGGUUCUGAGCUCUGGGUGCAGGGAGCCCAGUGCCAACCUCCCAAGGCCUUACUCCAUCAGGGAGUGGGCAGAAUAAAGGCCCCAGAUAGACCUUGAAGACAUGGGGAGGUAUUUUCCUCAAUUGAGGCUUACAGGGCCAAUUGGAAGGUAGGGAGGAGGUGGGAUAGGAGGGGGAUGUCAAUGGGAGCCUGAAGGGGCAGGGUCACCUGCCACCAUCUGGGGUUCUAUGUGGCUUUCUUGGGCUGCAGAGGGCAUAGUCUCUUCUCUGCAAGCCUUCUCGACAGAGGUUGGGGCUGGCCUGAGAUGUGAGGUGGCUUCAAGGGUGGUAGGUGGGAUGGUGCCUGGUGCCUGGGACACCUGAGGGCUGACACUUAUCCAGCCCGUGUCCUGUGGUCUCCAGUCCACCAUCUUCAGGAAUUAGGAAUGGGUGGGAGAAGCAGCUAUGUCCCCCAGGGCUCAGUGGUCAGCAUUGGUCAGCCUUCCCAGCAGUAAAAUAGAAACAAUAAUUGUAUCUGUCUCUUUGGUUGCUGUGAGGAUGAAACAUGAAUCACGACAUGUUGUUAAAGAAAAAAGAGCAGCAGUUGAACAAAGUACUUAAAAAUUUAUUGCAGACAUUGUCCUACGACCACUGCAGACGGACCGUCAUGUGGGCGCUGACAGCCCUUCUGCUCCUGGUUCCAAGCGGCGGGCGAGCUGCUACCCUGGAGAAGCCCACACUGUCUCUACACCCGCCCUGGACCACAAUCUUCAAGGGGGAGCGGGUAACGUUGCACUGUGAUGGGUACCACCCUCCGCUGCUGGAGCUCCGGCCCAUCAGUACUCUCUGGUACUUGGGCCACCUCCUUCUGCCCUCUCACAAGAAGAGCAUCGAGGUGCAGACACCAGGGGUGUAUCGAUGCCAGACACGGGGAGCACCUGUCAGUGACCCCAUCCACCUCUCUGUUUCCAACGACUGGCUGAUCCUGCAAGUGCCCUACGCGGCGGUGUUCGAGGGCGAGCCGCUGGUCAUGCGCUGCCGCGGCUGGUACGACAAGGUGGUCUACAAGCUUCACUACUACCACGACGGCAAGGCGGUGCGCUACUUCCACUCCAGCGCCAACUACACGGUGCCGCAGGCGCGCGCCAGCGACAGCGGCCGCUACCAGUGCUCCGGCACCAUGCGCAUCCCGGUGGAGAGCGCGCCCAUGUUCUCCUCCAAGGUGGCCGUGACCGUGCAAGAGCUGUUCCCGGCGCCGGUGUUGAGGGUGACCGGCCGGGCGGAGGCCCGCGGCGGGGUGGCGGUGCGCUGCGAGACCCGCCUGCACCCGCAGAAGCGCGACACGCCGCUGCAGUUCGCCUUCUACAAGUACAGUCGUCCCGUGCGCCGCUUCGACUGGGGCGCCGAGUACACGGUCCGCGAGCCCGAGGUCGAGGAGCUUGAAUCGUACUGGUGCGAGGCCGCUACCGCCACGCGGAGCGUCCGGAAACGCAGCCCCUGGCUGCAGCUCGCCGGGCGUGGUUCUCCGCUGGACUUGGCGUCCACCAGCGCCCCAAUCCCACAGGCCGCAGCGUUGGCGCCGGGUAACCAGCCGCUGUCCUUCAGAAAGCCUCCGGUGUCCAGAUCAGCCCUGUCGGUCACCUCCGUCCCGAACACCACCUCACUGGGGCUGCAGUUCCCCGCGGGCAGAGCCCCCACUGCUGGGCCACCGGCCUGCGCCCCGCCGACGCCCUUGGAACAAUCCGCUGGAACCCUGAAACCCGACGUGGACCUUCUGCUUCAAGAAAUGCAGCUGCUCAAGGGCCUUCUGAGCCGGGUGGUCCUGGAAUUCAAGGAGCCACAGGCCUUCCCAGAGCACAAGGAAACGCUCGAGACCCCCACUUCCCGCUUCGCUGUGAGCCCGGGAACCCGGGAGACCACUGUUGUGGAGAGCUGAGGGGGCGGGGCUGCUGCUGUCCCCUCUCCAGCCUCCUCUGUCUCCAGUCUCCCCUGCUUCCCACCAGCAGAGACCUCCCGAAGCCAUCUCUGCUCCCGUGCCUUUGUUUGGAGGCGGUGUUAAAGAAGGGCCAUAAAGUGUGCUGGCUGAUAAAGAAGGGCCAUAAAGUGUGGUGG
This is a messenger RNA of Ailuropoda melanoleuca (giant panda), 4194 nucleotides long. It is a transcript of the gene FCRLB, whose product is annotated as Fc receptor like B. Gene Ontology annotation, molecular function: transmembrane signaling receptor activity. The coding region runs from base 2648 to 4018 and encodes 456 amino acids. NCBI's taxonomy places the organism in Eukaryota, Metazoa, Chordata, Mammalia, Carnivora, Ursidae. Gene Ontology annotation, cellular component: external side of plasma membrane. The record is from RefSeq and is a predicted model, not a curated record. The transcript is spliced from 6 exons. Gene Ontology annotation, biological process: cell surface receptor signaling pathway; immunoglobulin mediated immune response.